AUGCCAGGUGCAGGAAUUAAGUGGGUCCCAGCCAAAAACGUCAAACCGUAUCGCACCCCAGAACGUGUUGGCGAGUCCAAGACCGUGGAAGCGAAAGUGGAUGCAGAGGCUGGGCAGAAGGCGGCAUUUCCCGGAGGAAGCAGUGGUUCUGUGCCAGCCUCUGCUGCAGGAAGAGAGGCGAUGCCUGGCCCAGGCCCAGGAGCUGAGGUUGCUCGGAAGGCUUCUCCAUUAGCUUGGCUGCAUAAAGUUUUGAAACCCUUGGAGCCUCCUGCAGGUGUGCCUGCAGGGAGGACUUUUCCUGUUCCUUUGCUAAUUCCUACAAAGAAGGCUGGCUCCCAUCGCAGAGGUCCCCUGAGAGGGAAGAAGAAAGGCAAAGGACAGAAGAAACUCCACGAGCCAAACAACAUCCUGAAACAAAUCGUGACAGAACUUCACAAAGGGCAUGGGAUGGACAGAGAGGCUCUGUGGAAGAUGGCAUUUCCUGAAGGAAGGGAAGAGAUGCCAGGCACAGUCCCAGGAGAUGGGGAUCAUGACUUGGAUUACUUGGAAACACUGGUGAAUGGUGGUUUGAAGAGCUUGCCAGAUGUUGGAGCUAACCCGGUUGGUGAAAAUGAUCUGGCUUCCCAACCUACAUUCAGGAUUGAGCCUCCGGGAGAUGCUGAGGUGAUGGACCAAAAGGCAGGGCUGAAGGAGGUGUUUCCCCAAGGAAGCAGUGGCUCAUUGGCAGCCCCUGCUGCAGGAAGGAAGGCGAUGCCAGACAAGGGCACAGGCACAGCAGAUGCAGCCGGCACCACAACAUGUGUUCCCGAUACCCACAAGGGCCUUGGAAGGGACUUCUGUAAGGGAGCAGCCUGCUGGGCAGGGUUAAUGGCUGGCCUGCUUUGUUUGGAGCUUGUUCUCAUGUUGUGCUGUGUCAGAUUGUGGUGUUACUGGAAGAAGAAACGGUGCUUCUGUGCAUCUUCAGCAGAUGGCCCUAACAACACAGGCAAUGAGAACGUGGCCGUUUAUCCCAGCUCUCCGCUUCUGCCCCUAUCUGCCCUGCCGUGGCUGCAGCAGCGUCAUGAGGCCUUCCCAAAACCCGUCCCUCCACGAGACCCUCUGCCCCCGAGCCCCCUGGUCCUGUUCCCUGGCCAGAACUGA
Messenger RNA from Passer domesticus (house sparrow), 1140 nucleotides. RefSeq lists its product as uncharacterized. NCBI's taxonomy places the organism in Eukaryota, Metazoa, Chordata, Aves, Passeriformes, Passeridae. The record is from RefSeq and is a predicted model, not a curated record. Bases 1 to 1140 code for a protein of 379 amino acids. The transcript has 12 exons.